AACUGAAGUGGAAACGAGGCGCCAUUAAAGGUUGUGCAGAAGAAAUUUCCGUGUCACCAACGGGGAGCUGAGAUGACCUCAUCUCUGUUCUUUCCUUGAUUCCCCUUCCUGUCUCCUUCCUUCCCCCUUCGUCCUUUUAAGACCCCAAGCCCAAACUCCAUCUUUACCCAUCCGUCUCUCUUCUGCCAACAAGCCUUCCUCUGUUUUAAACACCCAAAUCUUUCUUCUUCCACAAAUCCCUGCACAGAUUCCUGCUGGAGUAGCGCACAAUCGCAAGAACCCAUCGAGAAGAAGAGAAAGGUACAAUCUUUUUGAUCCGCCGCCCGGAAAAAAAGUCCUUUCUUUCUCUCUCAGGAAUUCAUAUCGGUUUGGGGCCAAAAGUCUCGUCUUUGCACCCAUUACCACCCAUGAGCCAGGCGUCCAAUCCCCCUCCCAAUCGGCCCUCCAAGCCCUCCUCGGUCCUCCCUUACAAGACCCCAGCGUUACGGGACCAUUACCGCAUCGGCAAGAAGCUCGGGCAGGGGCAGUUCGGCACGACGUACCUCUGCGUCGACAAGAGCGACGGCAAGGACUACGCCUGCAAGUCCAUCCCCAAGCGCAAACUCCUCUGCCGCGAGGACUAUGAGGACGUGUGGCGCGAGAUCCAGAUCAUGCACCACCUCUCGGAGCACCCCAAUGUGGUCAGGAUCAAGGGCACCUACGAGGACGCGCUCUUCGUGCACCUGGUGAUGGAGCUGUGCGCGGGCGGCGAGCUCUUCGACAGGAUCAUCCAGAAGGGGCACUACAGCGAGAGGAAGGCGGCGCAGCUGAUCAAGACUAUCGUCGGAGUCGUGGAAGCGUGUCACUCGCUCGGGGUGAUGCAUCGUGAUCUCAAGCCGGAGAAUUUCUUGUUCGCCAGCGCCGGUGAGGAUGCGGCGCUCAAAGCUACGGAUUUUGGACUCUCCAUGUUCUAUAAGCCAGGUGAUAUAUUUUCCGACGUGGUUGGAAGCCCAUAUUAUGUUGCUCCUGAGGUACUGCAUAAACUUUAUGGACCAGAAGCAGAUGUAUGGAGUGCCGGAGUCAUUUUAUAUAUUUUGUUAAGUGGAGUGCCACCUUUCUGGGCAGAAACUGAAGCAGGGAUAUUCAGACAGAUUCUAAAGGGUCAUCUAGAUUUUGAAUCUGAACCAUGGCCUGGCAUUUCCGAUAGCGCCAAGGAUCUGACACGAAAUAUGCUUAAUAGAGAUCCGAGGAAGAGAUUUACAGCACAUCAGGUUCUUUGUCACCCAUGGAUCGUUGAUGAUAAAGUUGCACCUGAUAGGCCCUUGGAUUCUGCAGUGCUAUCACGGCUUAAGCAGUUCUCUGCGAUGAACAAGCUUAAGAAGAUGGCUCUACGGGUCAUUGCUGAAAGUCUCUCUGAAGAAGAAAUUGGUGGUCUGAAGGAGUUGUUCAACAUGAUCGAUACAGACAAAAGUGGAACCAUCACAUUCGAUGAACUGAAAGAUGGCUUGAAAAGAGUGGGGUCUGAAAUGAUGGAAUCUGAAAUUCAGGCACUUAUGGAUGCGGCUGAUAUCGAUAAAAGUGGCACGAUAGACUAUGGUGAAUUUCUUGCAGCGACAGUACACAUCAAUAAGUUGGAGAGAGAAGAGAAUCUGAUAUCAGCGUUCUCGUAUUUUGAUAAAGAUGGAAGUGGUUACAUAACUAUUGAUGAACUAUCACAAGCUUGUAGAGAAUUUGGCCUUGAUGAUGUUCACCUUGAUGAGAUGAUAAAAGAAAUUGAUCAAGACAAUGACGGGCAGAUAGAUUACAGUGAAUUUGCGGCAAUGAUGAGAAAAGGCAAUGGAGGAAUUGGAAGAAGGACGAUGCGAAACAGCUUCAUUUUUAAUCCAGCUGACGCCCGCAAGACAGAGGAACGCUAACACAUGCAUAGGAUAAAAGCCUUUCUGAGGGACUUCAGUUUUCUGAGAAAAUUUGUACAACUAGGUGGUAUAUCCUGAGAGCAACUGGUGAACGAGUCUUGAGCAGUGAUGCCGUCAUUUACUGAUGAUCUUCCUCGUGUAACUUUUGGAAGAGAAUUAUAUCCAUGUUAUCGUUGAUUUCGUAACUCCUUUGGAGGAUCAAUUAUGAACAUUUUGCUGAUAAAAUCUUUCAGGGAAGGAUUGUUGUUUUUGCUUCA
Molecule: messenger RNA, 2152 nt
Organism: Musa acuminata AAA Group (dessert banana)
Lineage: Eukaryota; Viridiplantae; Streptophyta; Magnoliopsida; Zingiberales; Musaceae
Product: calcium-dependent protein kinase 24-like
Exons: 7
Coding region: 408-1895 (495 amino acids)
Biological process (GO): protein autophosphorylation; intracellular signal transduction; peptidyl-serine phosphorylation
Cellular component (GO): nucleus; cytoplasm
Molecular function (GO): calcium/calmodulin-dependent protein kinase activity; calcium-dependent protein serine/threonine kinase activity; ATP binding
Source: RefSeq, a predicted model, not a curated record